Molecule: messenger RNA, 1637 nt
Organism: Mytilus californianus (California mussel)
Lineage: Eukaryota; Metazoa; Mollusca; Bivalvia; Mytilida; Mytilidae
Product: NAD-dependent protein deacylase sirtuin-6-like
Exons: 7
Coding region: 125-1300 (391 amino acids)
Molecular function (GO): NAD+ binding
Source: RefSeq, a predicted model, not a curated record
CACCGAAUAUAUUAUAUAUCGAACUAUAUUUUGAUCUGAGAAUAGAACACAUCGAAAGACUUGAGUACAUCAAGAAAUUACAUCUAACGAAGUAUCAGCACACGUCUUGCAAGUGUAGAGAAAGAUGGCAUCAAACGGAGCACAGGUGAAAUGUUCCUACAUUAACUGCGACCAGGGAAAAGUUCUAAAUCCUGAGUCUGAUAGGGCAGAUGUCAGAGGUUUUCAUGUUCCGAAGUCUGGAAGAAAAGGAAUGUUGGUUGAUUGGACAGACGACGGAUCUGCUUCAUUGCAUCUCUCCUGUUGGCGGAAAAUUUGCAGAGCUGCCAAAGAUGAAAUACCAGAAAUAAAGUUAUCUGCUAAAGAACAAGAGUUAGUGAAAGAGGCAAAGAAAACAGCAGAAUUUCAUGACUCUGAAGCUCAUUUUCAAAGCGAGGCUGUACGUAUAGCAGCGAUGUUAAAAAAUGCUAGUUACUGUAUAGGUUUUACAGGUGCUGGAAUUUCAACUGCAGCAGGGAUUGGUGACUUUAGAGGUAUUCAUGGCAAAUGGACUAAUAAUGACAAAACUAAAGACUAUGGUUCUAAAUCUGCCUCAUCAGGUCCAGGAAAACAAAACCAACGAGGUUAUCGCCUUCCAACUUAUACUCACGAGGCAAUUUGUAAAUUACUGGACAUGGGAAUUAUGAAAUACUUAAUCAGCCAGAACACGGAUGGACUUCAUAGACUUUCUGGUAUUCCCGCACAGAAGAUUUCCGAACUUCAUGGGAAUGGUUUUGAAGAGAAAUGUGAAAAAUGUGAAACAAGACGUAUGCGCAACACAAACACAAGAUCUACUGCUCAGAAACAAAAAGUGCCACCCCGUAAAUGUGAACGAUGUAAAAUUAACCACAGAACUGGAAACAUGUGUCAAAAACCUGGUUGUGGAGGCUACAUGAUGAAUACUAUCAUAAAUUUUGGAGAUUAUUUAGAAGGCCCGGUUUUACGUUCUGCAGAGGACAACGCAGAGAAAGCUGACCUUGUUCUUUGUUUAGGGACAACCUUGAGAGUAACUCCUGCUUCUGAUCUUGUUGCCAUGGGAAAGAAACCGAGCAGACUUAUUAUUUGCAAUAGACAAACCACCCCUUAUGAUGACUAUUGUACUGAAACAGAUAAAGACGGAAAACUGAUAGGUUCUCGGAUGUAUGGCGACUGUGACCGUCUGAUGAGUCUGGUCAUGAGGAUAAUUUUAGGUGAAGAUGCAGCAAAGACUUGGGAGGAUGAUAGGGAUCAAAGAAUUGCUACAUACGACUUGUCAAGAAUGUAGAUACAAUUAUGUUAUGCUUUUUGCAAUAUUUAAGCUUGUGUUCAAAAUGAAUAAUAAUUCCAAUAUAUUGGAAAGACAACACGAAGAACAUUCUAAUGUACUUGUUUCAACAGAGGUACGUGUUUUUAACAGAAAUAGACGUAUACAUGGAUGCACUGCCGCUUAUUACCUUUAUAGAUGAUGAUAAUUUUACACACCUUCACAUGUUAUAAUAUAUACAUGUAAAUGUUAAUUCACAUUUUGUCAUUUACCUUACUAUUUUCUUAAUAAUUGAAUGUGUAAAUCACCAUCCUUAAGGAUACACAUGUUUGCCAUAAAUACAUGCAGACCGCAUAAA